UUAGUUUUUGGGGCAAGCUACACAAAAAAUGUGUAAAAUUAUCCUCGGUUGAAUUAUACAAAAAUGUCAAAUUUAUUAGUGGCCAUUUCGUUAAUUUGAAUAUCGAAAAAUAGUCUUAUUUAUUUGAAUCGGCAGACAAACGUUGCAGUUUAGCAAAUGACUCCAAUCGCAAUAGGGCGUAUGCUAUAUAGGGGCGCACGCUUCAGCCGCAAGUUAAUAAACACAUCUCGAACGCUCACAUCGGGAUUAUGGCAAACCAUGAUCAAUAGUGUCAUGUUCAACACGCAGGCGGGCAUCAAAUGCACAGAGGAUAGAAGAGGGGCGAGUAGUAUACCCCAUUGGAGUACGAGUACGAGUAUUUAUAGCAGUUACAUUGCUCGCCCACAGCGGAUGUAUUUCGUUCAUCGUUAUUACUCGACAUGCGAGAAAACAUCGACGCAGAUAUUGUCAAAACUAUUUCCGCAAACAUCGAUGGAGUUGGAUGACGAGGAGAGUCGUGCGCGACGCAAGCGAGAGGAGGAGGAAGAACUGAAAGAAAUGGAGCGCGCCUGGCAGCGUAUGAAAAUUGGAUUCGCCUUUUUUGGCAUUGGAGGCGUACUCCUUUCAUUUUGGGCUAUCUACUUCUUUGGUAAGCCAACCGUCGAUGAGCAGGGCAACGAGAUGAUCGAUGAGUUUAGCGCACUGCCAACGAUGCAACAGUAUUUGGCACGCACGUUCAAGUCCUUUAAUCAUUUCCAACGGUUCAUCCAAGAGCCUUCGAGCCAGAAGCUACUGCCCGAUCCGCUCCAGGAGCCAUACGUACAGCCACCUUACACGCUGGUACUCGAGGUCAAAGAUCUGCUAAUCCAUCCGGAUUGGACCUAUCAAACGGGCUGGCGUUUCAAGAAGCGUCCCGGCGUCGAUGUCUUUCUACGCGAGUGCUCCAAAUAUUUCGAAAUCGUUGUGUACACCGCUGAGCAGGGAAUGACUGUGUUUCCACUGCUCGACGCCCUCGAUCCUCAUGGUUAUAUCAUGUAUCGUCUGGUGCGAGAUUCCACGCAUUUUGUUGGCGGGCAUCACGUCAAGAAUUUGGAUAAUUUGAAUCGUGAUCUCAAGCGUGUGGUCGUCGUUGAUUGGGACAAGAACUCGACGCAAAUGCAUCCGGGAAACACGUUCUCGAUUCCCCGUUGGUCGGGCAACGAUGAUGAUACCACUUUAUUCGAUCUGAUAUCAUUUCUGAGUGUGCUCGGCAGCAGCGAUGUGGACGAUGUGCGUGAAGUCCUGCAUUAUUACAAUCAAUUCCAGGAGCCGAUUGCACAGUUUCGUGAGAAUCAGCGCAAGUUAUCGGAGCAAAUGCAGGCGGAUGAGAUCGAGAAACUGAAUAAACCAAAGCCCAUGGUUAAGAACUGGUCGCGUGGUUUUAUGAAGCGUUGAGAACAAAAACACUUCACUCAAGGGGAAAAGCCUUUCACUCACUCUCUCUCUCCCUUUUUUUGUGGGGGCUUUUCGAAUUCUACUUUACGUUCCUGUUGCAUUGUUGUGACUUAACAAAUGAUUUCUGAAAGAUAUAUAUAUAUAUA
Molecule: messenger RNA, 1559 nt
Organism: Drosophila nasuta
Lineage: Eukaryota; Metazoa; Arthropoda; Insecta; Diptera; Drosophilidae
Gene: ttm2
Product: tiny tim 2
Exons: 1
Coding region: 157-1413 (418 amino acids)
Source: RefSeq, a predicted model, not a curated record